Messenger RNA from Triplophysa rosa, 12050 nucleotides. RefSeq names its product dynein, axonemal, heavy chain 7 (gene dnah7). Gene Ontology annotation, cellular component: dynein complex. Gene Ontology annotation, biological process: microtubule-based movement. Bases 50 to 12037 code for a protein of 3995 amino acids. Gene Ontology annotation, molecular function: ATP binding; ATP hydrolysis activity; dynein intermediate chain binding. Lineage: Eukaryota; Metazoa; Chordata; Actinopteri; Cypriniformes; Nemacheilidae. The transcript has 65 exons. The record is from RefSeq and is a predicted model, not a curated record.
CCUCAAUGUGAAGAAGUAAAAUAUAAAGCGCUCCUAUAAAUUCCUGAACAUGGAGAUGCCGGGCUAUUCAAGCCGAAAGAAGCUUCCCAAGAAAACAGAGAAUAAAGUUACGUCGAAACCUCGGUGGCAUGAAACAAGUCCAAGCUUUCUACUUCCAAGACCAGCUCAAGAGGACACCCAUGCUUCUGUACUGUCUAACAUAGAAGGAGCAGGGGUGCAAUGGCGUCAGACUCAUCAUCAAAGUCCAAAGCACACGGGGACCAAAGUUGGAAGGACCGCAGGAGUAUGUUCUGGGCGCCAUGGCAGUUUCCAGCCCACUAGGGAGCGUGAGCAGUUCCGCAGUGCUCUUGUCAGCAUUAUUAUGCAGCGUGGAAAUGCCUCCACUUCGUCCAUCACACAAGAAAGCCUCCCAUCCACCUCUGGUUCACCUACUGCUGUGGAGAAAGACAUUUUGAGAUAUUACUACUACAUCCACAAUGGAAUAGGCACUGAGGACGUGGCAGCCAUGGAGGACUCCUGGCUGGAGCAUGUUCUUGAUUUAGUCCCAGAGUAUCUGAAAUGUUUGAGUGGAACCAUUGAGGCUCUUUCAGAUGAGAUGAGAGAGGACUACCUGCUCAGUGUCAAAAAGGCUAUUGUGGAUUUUGUGCUACGGGACCCCAGAAAGAAUGAAGAUGAUAAAGCCAAAGAUCUUCCCCCGCAUAGACAGGAAAUGGAAAUUAUUCCAAAGCCAUGGAAAAAGUCGUUUCUUCAAGCCCAGAAAAGCAUGGGAAAGCAGCUUCACUCAGUCAAUCCCACCAUGCUCUCAGUAUUGAAUCUGUGGCAUGUUUCUUACAAAAAGUUGCGUCUUGUUAAUGUGGAAGACUUCCACAAUGAGUCCCUGGAGCUGUCUGCCUUUCAGCAGCAAGUCAAUGAACAAAUUGAAUGUGCCAACGAAGUCCUUCUCAGAAGGUGGAUACCAGAAGUGCAGCAAGUUUAUAAUCUUGGUAUCAAGCGCAAACUGGUCCCCAGCAACACCAGUGUCACUCGGCUCCGGUCAUUUUACAACUGUGUUGCCACACUCAUGACCUCCCUGCUUCAAAGCCUGGCACUUGAAUCCAUUCAGGAUUACACACACCUCAUUGUCCAAGACCCUCUUUCUGUGAGAACCUGUGAUCAUCUGGGUUUUGUCAUAAAGCUGGUGCUGGACGAUCAUACCAUUAAAUUUGAACCUGUUUUUGAAGACUUUGAAGUUGUCCUGGUAAAUGUCUAUAACACGAUGCUAAAAUCCAUAAGUCUGAUUCCUCGGGUGGAGCCGCAGCUGCUGCAUUCAGAAAGGCCUGACCCAGAAACACACAGUACCCUUAAACCCACUGUCCUGCCAGAGAUCCUGAAGGCCCAUCAGCAGAAGGUCAGGCAGGUAAUCCGUGCAGAAAGUACCAAACCCUCGGAGCACAUUCGUUUCUAUGAUAAGUAUGCCCCGCUGGUGUCCCAGCAAGCUGAGGAGGAUGUGACCCAGUUCCUCCAGGAGCAGCACUCAUUCCAUGAGCUGAUGAUGGAGGUGACCCGUUACCAGCAGUUAGCUGAUGAGAUCCGGUACGGCACCGUCAAGGUGGUACGUUUGGGUAUGUUCGAAGUUCACUCUCAUGAGCUGGUCCGGGCUCUUGUUAAGCGAGCGGAGGGUCUUAUGGAGAGAAUGGUCACUUACAUGUUACAGAAUCAUCAAGAGUUCAAUAAGAAGUUGUGUGAGGAAUAUGAUAAAAUAUCAAAGAAAGCCUUAAGCAGUCCAUCAAACACACAGGAACUCAUGGAGCUUAAGGUAUACGUGGAGAAGGUGGAAACAAAGGAGAUGCCUCUGCUGGAAUUGAAGCUCCAGGAGUCAAAUAGCCGGUUGUGUUUCUUGGUGGACUAUGUCACAUUCACCCUCACAGAUAUCCGCCUGAACAGCGAGACCUUCCAGAGUCAAGCACGCAUGCCGGCAGUUUUUGAUCAGCACCGUCAGAUCAUUAAGGAGAAGACUGGACAGUUCCAGGAUGGCCUCAAGUUGAGGUGUGAGCGGGCUUUGGAAGAUCUAGAGAGCUACGCAAAGCAAGUGGAGGAGUUUGCCACCUUCGGUAACAUCUCUGAGCUCAGCAAAUACCUGAAGAAAGCCCAGGCCCUCAAUUCUAAACUGGACUCUCUUAUAGAAAAGAUCAGAGGCUUCAACCAGGAGGAGGAGGCCUUUGGUUGGCCUGUCUCUCAGUACCCACAGCUCAAGACGGUUCAGGACUGCCUGGUUCCAUAUCUGCGGCUGUAUGAGACGGUGGCUGAGUUUCAAAGGCAGCACCAUCAGUGGGUGCACGGCCGACUCCCAGCUGUCAACCCAGACAAAGUGGAAGCUGAUGUGGGGAACUACAGCCGUUCUUUGUACAAGCUUGAGAAAAGUUUCCAGGACUCACCCAACGCUCUCCAGAUCGCGACCUCUGUGAAGGCAGAAGUAGAGGCGUUUAAGGAGCACAUUCCUUUAAUGCAGGUGUUGUGUAACCCUGGUCUCCGACACCGCCAUUGGGAUGCCAUGUCUGCAGUAGUGGGCUUCCCCCUCAGGCCGUCAGAAGAGGACACCUGUGUGGCAAAGUUUCUUCCCCUCAAUCUAGAAACUCAUCUCGCCACUUUCGAAACCAUCAGUGAAUCAGCCAGCAAGGAACACGGCCUCGAAAAGGCCAUGGAGCGCAUGGCCGGUGAAUGGGCCGGGAUGGAGUUUACCCUCCUGCCCUAUCGUGAAACCGGGACCUCCAUUCUGUCCUCAUUGGAUGAGAUACAGAUGCUGCUGGAUGACCAUAUUGUCAAGACCCAGACCAUGAGAGGCUCGCCCUUCAUCAAGCCAUUCGAGGCUGAGAUACGGGACUGGGAGGGUAAGCUGCUGUUGCUGCAGGAAAUUCUGGAUGAGUGGUUGAAGGUUCAGGGCACCUGGCUUUACCUCGAGCCCAUCUUUAGUUCUCCAGACAUCAUGGCUCAGAUGCCCACUGAGAGAGAUCGCUUUACAGCCGUGGACAAAACCUGGAGGGACACCAUGAAACAAGUCAGCUUGGACAAGCAUGUUCUGGCAGUGGUGGCGAUUGACAAGAUGCUCGACAAAAUGAAACACAGUAACGAAUUGCUGGAGCUCAUUCUGAAGGGUCUCAAUGAAUACCUGGAGAAGAAAAGACUGUAUUUCCCCCGCUUCUUCUUCCUGUCCAACGAUGAGCUGCUAGAGAUCCUCUCCGAGACUAAAGACCCAACCAGAGUGCAGCCGCACCUGAAGAAGUGUUUUGAGGGCAUUGCUAGCGUCGUGUUCACUGACGUUUUGGACAUCAUUCAUAUGAGGAGCAGUGAAGGGGAGGAGGUGGAGCUGGUGGAGGUCAUCUCUACUUCUAAAGCUCGUGGACAGGUGGAACAAUGGCUCCUGGAGCUGGAGAGUGGCAUGCUUCACUCCAUACACAAGGUGAUUGGAGAAGCAUUUGAAGCAUAUCCCAAAGAUCUAAGGAUCAACUGGGUGCGGGCCUGGCCGGGUCAGACGGUGCUCUGUGUCUCACAGGUUUACUGGACGAAGGACAUUCAUGAUGCCAUUGCAAAGGGACCAAAGGCUCUGCAGGCCUAUCUGGAACAAAACAAUUCGCAGAUAGAUGACAUCGUGACCCUGGUGCGUGGCAAGCUGUCUAAACAGAACCGGGUAACGCUGGGAGCGCUGGUGGUGCUUGACGUUCACGCCCGGGACGUGCUGGCCUCUCUGGUCCAGAAGGGUGUGGAUGAUGAGACCAACUUUGAGUGGCUCAGCCAGCUGCGCUACUACUGGAUCGAAAACCAGCUUCACACAAAGAUGAUCAAUGCAGGCUUGGCCUACGGCUAUGAAUAUCUUGGAAACACACCACGCCUGGUCAUCACCCCUCUGACUGAUCGCUGCUACAGAACUUUAUUAGGAGCUCUGCAUUUACACUUGGGUGGAGCCCCAGAAGGCCCUGCAGGUACCGGAAAGACUGAAACGACCAAAGACCUGGCUAAAGCCGUAGCUAAGCAGUGUGUGGUCUUUAACUGCUCUGAUGGCCUGGACUAUAUUGCUCUGGGCAAGUUCUUUAAGGGCCUGUUGUCGUCUGGUGCCUGGGCCUGCUUUGAUGAGUUCAACCGCAUUGAUCUGGAGGUGCUUUCAGUGGUGGCUCAGCAAAUUUUAACCAUUCAGAGAGGUAUUUCUGCCCAUGCUGAGAUGCUGCAGUUUGAGGGGACAGAGCUAAAACUGAACCCAACCUGUGCUGUCUUUAUCACCAUGAACCCUGGAUACGCAGGGCGCUCUGAACUACCCGAUAACUUAAAGGCUCUGUUCCGGACAGUAGCUAUGAUGGUGCCAGACUAUGCUCUAAUAGCUGAGAUUGUGCUCUAUUCUUGUGGAUUUGUCAGAGCACGACCGCUCUCAGUGAAGAUUGUAGCUACGUAUAGACUGUGCUCAGAGCAGCUCUCCUCCCAGCAUCACUAUGAUUACGGCAUGAGAGCUGUGAAAUCUGUUCUGACCGCCGCAGGGAACCUAAAGCUGAAGUUUCCAGAAGAGAAUGAGGAUAUUCUGCUGCUCCGAUCUAUUAUCGACGUUAACCUUCCAAAAUUUCUGGCUCAUGAUUUGCCAUUAUUUGAGGGCAUCACCUCUGAUCUGUUUCCUGGGGUCAAACUUCCCAAACCAGACUACAGUGUGCUGCUCGAGGCCAUUAAGGAAAACAGCGGCAAGAUGAACCUGCAGGUCACAGAUUUCUUUGCCGAGAAGAUCCUGCAGAUCUAUGAAAUGAUGAUUGUGCGUCACGGCUUCAUGUUGGUGGGAGAGCCUUUCGGCGGGAAGACGUCUGCCUACCGCGUGCUUGCCGCAGCCCUGCAUGACAUCUGCGAGAAGGAUCUGAUGGAUGAGAAUAAGGUUCAGAUCACUGUUAUCAACCCAAAGUCUAUCACCAUGGGUCAGCUGUACGGUCAGUUCGAUCCUGUGUCCCAUGAAUGGUCAGAUGGCAUCCUGGCUGUCAGCUAUAGGGGAUUUGCUACAUCUCAGAGUCCAGACAGAAAAUGGCUGAUCUUUGAUGGGCCGGUGGACGCGGUGUGGAUUGAGAACAUGAACACUGUGCUGGAUGACAACAAGAAGCUUUGUCUUAUGAGUGGGGAGAUCAUCCAGAUGUCCCCGCAGAUGAGCCUCCUCUUUGAACCCAUGGACCUGGAGGUGGCUUCACCAGCCACGGUAUCUCGGUGUGGUAUGAUCUACAUGGAGCCUCACAUGUUGGGAUGGCGGCCUCUGAUGCUGUCCUGGCUCAACACUUUGCCGUCCACUAUGAGAUCCAUACACAAAGACCUCAUCACGGGCCUCUUCGACCGCAUGUUGCCUGCGUGUCUGCAGCUCAUCCGCAGGGGCACUAAGGAAUUAUCUCCCACGUCCAACACGAGCCUGGUGAAGUCUCUGAUGAAUCUGAUGGACUGCAUGAUGGACGAGUUCAGAGAGGAAAGCCAGAUGAAGGAGAUGAAUGAGCGAGACAUCUGCUCCUGGCUGGAGGGAAUCUUUGUUUUCUGCCUCAUGUGGUCAGUCGGGGCCAGCUGCACCGAGGUUGGACGGGUAAAGUUUGAUGGUCUGGUGAGAGAGAUGCUGGCAGGUGGUCUCAGCGAAGAGACACGCACACGCCAUGGGAUCCUUGAGCAUGUGGAACCCCCCGCCAAGCAAGUGACAGUGCCUUUACCCACCGAGGGCACCCUCUAUGAAUACCGCUUCCUCAGAGAGGGUCCAGGCAGAUGGGAGUUGUGGACUGAACAGCUGAAACCUGUGGCCCCCAUCCCCAAAGAUGUGCAGUUCAAUGAAAUAAUUGUGCCUACGGAGAACACUGUACGCUACACUGCCCUCAUGGAGCUGCUCAUCACUCAUCAGAAGCCCACUGUCUUUGUUGGCCCCACGGGGACCGGCAAGAGCGUCUACAUUCUAGACUUCUUACUGAAUCGUCUGCAGAAGGAUGUGUACAGUCCUCUUUUGAUCAACUUUUCAGCCCAAACGACAGCUGCGCAGACUCAAAACAUUAUUAUGUCCAAACUUGAUAAAAGACGGAAAGGAGUGUUUGGGCCUCCACUGGGAAAGAAAAUGGUGGUGUUUGUGGAUGAUGUGAACAUGCCAGCAAGAGAAACCUAUGGAGCCCAGCCUCCAAUAGAGCUCCUGCGACAAUGGCUUGACCACUGGAACUGGUAUGAUAUGAAGGACUGCUCCAUGAUCAGCUUAGUAGACAUCCAGAUCAUGUGUGCCAUGGGUCCACCUGGUGGAGGCAGGAACCCUGUGACCCCUCGCUUUUUACGUCACUUCAACACAGUGACCAUUAAUGAAUUUGAUGACAAAACCAUGUUCACCAUCUUCUCAAGAAUUCUGGACUGGCACCUCACCAUACGAUUUCCAUUUCCCAAGCCGUUUGCCAGCAUCACCUCUCAGAUUGUCAGCGCCACCAUGUUGGUGUACGAGGAAGCCACCAAGAACCUUCUACCCACCCCAACCAAGUCUCACUACCUUUUCAACCUUCGAGAUUUUUCCCGUGUCAUCCAGGGGAUCUGCCUAUCCCGUCCCGAAACUGCAGAUGAUCCUACCGCCAUCAAACGCCUGUGGGUGCAUGAGGUCUUAAGGGUAUAUUAUGACCGUUUGGUUCACCCGUCUGAUUGUGCCUGGAUGGUGGACUUCCUGCAGAACGUCACCAAAUCUCACCUGAAAGAAGACUUUCAUCAGCUCUUUAAGCAUCUAGACAGCGACGCCGACGGGCGUGUAACCGAAGACGACCUCCGGAGUCUCAUGUUCUGUGAUUUCCACGACUCCAAAGGCGAAGACAAAAACUACCGUGAAGUGGGCAACCCUGAGCACCUCCGUCAGGUGGUGGAAGCCCAUCUCGAUGAGUACAACAAUGUCAGCAAGGCUCCUAUGAAUCUCGUUCUAUUCCGCUUCGCCAUCGAGCACGUCUGUCGAAUCUCCCGCAUUCUCAAACAGCCCCGUGGUCACGCUCUCUUGGUGGGAGUUGGAGGAAGCGGGCGUCAAUCGCUGACACGCUUGGCCGCUCACAUGGCCGAGGCGGAACUCUUCCAGGUGGAGAUCUCCAAGAGUUACGGAGUGGCAGAAUGGCGCGAUGAUCUCAAACUCAUCAUGCAGAAGUCCACAUCUGGUGAAACUCACGGAGUCUUCCUUUUUACUGAUACUCAGAUUAAAAUGGAAUCGUUUUUGGAGGACGUGAGCAACUUGUUGAAUACUGGCGAGGUUCCCAAUCUCUUUGCCGUUGAUGAAAAGCAGGAGAUUUGUGAGCGCAUGCGGGUCUUGGACCGUCAGCGUGAGCGUAGUAAACAGACGGACGGUAGUCCGUUGGCGCUGUUUAACAUGUUUUUGGAGCGCUGUCGUAGUCAGCUGCAUGUUGUUCUAGCUAUGAGUCCCAUUGGCGACACCUUCAGAAGCCGUUUGAGACGCUUUCCUGCUCUCAUUAACUGCUGUACGAUCGACUGGUUUCAGAGCUGGCCGGAAGACGCACUGCAGGCUGUGGCUACACGGUUCCUAGAAGAUGUUGAGAUGACGGACAGCACUCGUGCUGGCUGCAUCAGCAUGUGCAAAAGCUUCCACACCUCCACCAUCGAUCUCUCCGCACGGUUCCUCUCAGAGCUGCAGCGCUACAACUACGUCACACCGACCUCUUACCUGGAGCUCAUCUCUAUGUUCAAGCACCUGCUCCAGCUCAGAAGAGCUGAGGUCAUGAAGUUGAAGAGUCGAUAUGAGAUCGGUCUCCAGAAGCUGCAAUCGGCUGCAGAUCAGGUGUCCACAAUGCAGGUGGAGCUGGAAGCCCUUCAGCCUCAGCUGCGUGUGGCCACUAAAGAGGUGGAUGAGAUGAUGGUGGUCAUCCAGAGGGAGUCUGUGGAGGUGGCCAAGACUGAGAAGGUGGUUCGUAUGGAUGAAGCAGUGGCUAAUGAGCAGGCAAUGGCUGCCAAGGCGAUCAAAGAUGAAUGUGACGCAGACCUGGCUGUAGCUUUGCCCAUUCUGAAAACUGCCUUGGAUGCGCUGGAUACGCUCACUGCACAGGACAUAACUGUGGUUAAAACCAUGAAGGCUCCUCCAGCUGGUGUCAAGCUGGUGAUGGAAGCCAUCUGCAUACUCAAAGGCAUUAAACCAGACCGCAUUCCAGAUCCCUCGGGCUCCGGCAAAAAGGUAGAAGACUUUUGGGGUCCAGCGAAGAAGCUGCUAGGGGAUAUGAGAUUCCUCCAGAGCCUUCACGACUACGACAAAGACAACAUCCCACCCAACUACAUGAGCAUUAUUCGCAACAAAUACAUCACUAUCCCAGACUUUGUGCCGGAGAAGAUCCGUAUGGCCUCCACGGCCGCCGAGGGCCUCUGUAAAUGGGUUUGUGCCAUGGACUCGUAUGAUAAAGUAGCAAAGGUAGUGACUCCAAAGAAAGCGAAGCUGGCACAGGCAGAACAGGAGCUGAAGGUGGCCAUGGCGAGCCUUCAGAAGAAGCAGGCUGCUUUGAAGGAAGUCCAGGACAAACUGUUCAAACUGCAGGAGACCCUGGAAGCCAACAAGAACAAAAAAGUUGACCUAGAGAAUCAGGUGGACUUGUGUAGUAAGAAGCUGAACCGUGCAGAGCAGCUCAUUGGUGGGUUGGGGGGAGAGAAGUCCCGCUGGAGCGAGACCGCCGUUAAUUUAGGGCAACUCUACAACAACCUGACAGGAGAUAUUCUGAUCUCUGCUGCUAUAGUGGCUUAUCUGGGUGCAUUCACCUCCAGCUACAGACAGCAAGCAACAGAGGAGUGGAUUGACAUGUGCAAGACCAGAGGUAUUCCCUGCUCCAGGAACAUGUCCCUGAUGAACUCAUUGGGUGAGCCGGUGAAAAUCCGCAGCUGGACUAUUGCAGGCCUUCCUUCAGACAGCUUCUCUAUUGACAACGCUAUCAUUAUCUCUAAUGCGAGGAGGUGGCCCUUGAUGAUUGAUCCUCAGGGUCAGGCAAACAAGUGGCUGAAGAACAUGGAGAAAUCCAACAGCCUGCACGUCAUAAAACUCAGUGACUCUGACUUUGUGCGCACAUUAGAAAACUGCAUUCAGUUUGGCACACCAGUGUUGUUGGAGAAUGUUGGUGAAGAGCUGGACCCCAUACUUGAACCCCUGUUGCUGAAGCAGACAUUUAAACAGGGGGGCAGUAUUUGUAUCCGGCUGGGUGAUUCCACUAUCGAAUAUGCUCCAGACUUCCGAUUUUACAUUACAACCAAGCUGCGAAACCCACAUUAUCUGCCCGAGAUCUCAGUCAAGGUGACUUUGCUGAACUUCAUGAUAACUCCUGAAGGGAUGCAGGACCAGCUGCUGGGCAUUGUGGUGGCCAAAGAGAGACCUGACCUUGAGAAAGAGAAACAGGACCUCAUCGUGCAAGGAGCUGAGAACAAGAGACAGCUGAAGGUUAUAGAAGAUAAAAUUCUCGAAGUGCUCUCUGCAUCAGAGGGGAACAUUUUAGAAGAUGAGAUGGCAGUUCAGGUCCUCUCAUCUUCUAAAGAUCUGGCCAAUGACAUAUCUAGUAAACAGGCCAUAGCUGAAGCCACGGAGCGGAAGAUCGAUGAGACCCGCCUGGGCUACACCCCCAUCGCCGUCCACUCUUCCAUUUUGUUUUUUUCCAUCGCUGACCUGGCCAACAUCGAGCCCAUGUACCAGUAUUCUUUGAGCUGGUUCAUCAACCUCUUCAUAUCUUCUAUUGAGAAUUCUCAGAAAAGUGACCUUCUUGAGCAGAGACUGCAGAUUCUGAAGGACCAUUUUACAUACUCGCUUUACAUCAACGUGUGCCGGUCACUCUUCGAGAAGGACAAACUCCUCUUCUCCUUUUGUCUGAGCAUAAACCUGAUGAAACACAACAAGCUGGUGGAUGAGAAGGAAUGGGGUUUUCUUCUGACAGGUGGAGUAGGUUUGGAUAAUCCUCAUUCGAACCCCUGCUCCUGGCUGCCCAAAACAUCCUGGGAUGAAAUCUGUCGACUUGAUCAAAUGGAGUGCUUUAAAGGUCUGCGGAAAGACCUGGACCAUCUGCAGGAGGAUUGGAAAAGGGUCUACGACAGCAAGGACCCCCAUCACAGUCUUUUCCCAUCUGAGUGGCAGGAAAGGUUAGGACAGUUCCAGCGGAUCCUGGUGAUACGGUGCUUGCGGCCAGAUAAGGUUGUUCCCAUGGUACAGGAGUUCGUGUCAGACAACCUUGGGCAGCAAUUUAUUGAGGUUCCACCCUUUAAUCUGGCCACAGCAUUUGGAGACAGUCACUGCUGCGCUCCACUGAUCUUCAUCCUUUCCCCAGGAUCAGACCCCAUGGCUGCUCUUCUAAAGUUCGGCGAGGAGCAGGGCUUCACAGGAAACAGGCUGACCUCUCUGUCUCUGGGUCAGGGUCAGGGUCCAAUCGCCAUGAGCAUGAUCAAGACCGGUGUGAAAGAGGGAACAUGGGUGGUUUUACAAAACUGCCACCUGGCCACCUCCUGGAUGCCCACACUUGAGCGUGUCUGUGAGGAGCUGAAUCCAGACACCACUCACCCAGACUUCCGUCUAUGGCUGACCAGUUACCCCUCUCCUAACUUCCCUGUGGCUGUACUGCAAAACGGAGUCAAAAUGACCAAUGAGGCCCCCAAGGGCCUGCGCUCCAACAUCAUCCGCUCCUUCUGCAUGGAUCCCAUAUCUGACCCUGAGUUCUUUGACAGCAGCUCAAAAUCGGCUGUCUUUAAGAAGCUUCUGUAUAGCCUGUGCUUCUUCCACGGCCUGACACAAGAGAGGAGAAAAUUCGGUCCUCUCGGGUGGAACAUUCCCUACGAGUUUAACGAAACAGACCUGCGCAUCUCUGUCCAACAGCUACACAUGUUUUUAGACCAGUACGAGGAAAUCCCCUUCGAUGCCAUUCGCUACAUGACAGGUGAAUGUAACUAUGGAGGUCGUGUUACCGACGACUGGGAUCGCAGGACGUUGCGCACCAUACUUUCCAUCUUCUACACACCUGAGAUCACUGAUAACCCCGAUUACAAGUUUGACCCCAGUGGUCUCUACUACUCACCACCUGAAGGAGAUUAUAACAGUUACAUCGAGUACACCAAGACACUUCCACUAAAUCCAUCACCUGAAGUCUUCGGCAUGAACGCCAACGCUGAUAUUACGAAGGACCAAGUGGAAACCCAGCUGCUUUUCGACAGCAUUCUUCUCACGCAGUCCCGUUCCUCUGGUGGUAGCGCCACAUCUACAGAUGAGAUGGUGUAUGAGGUGGCUGCGGAUAUCCUGAAUAAACUUCCCCCAGAUUUUGACAUAGAUGCUGCCAUGCGCAGGUUUCCCACCAGCUAUAACCAAAGCAUGAACACGGUGCUGGUGCAAGAGAUGGGACGAUUUAACAAACUCCUGCAGACCAUCCGGGAUUCUUGCACGAACAUCCAGAAAGCCAUCAAGGGCCUGGUGGUGAUGUCUGCUGAGCUGGAAGAGGUAGUGAGUAGCAUUCUGAAGGGCCGGAUUCCCGCCAUGUGGAUGAAGAAAUCAUAUCCUAGUCUCAAACCCCUGGGAAGCUACAUUAAUGACUUUCUUCAACGACUCAAGUUUUUACACCAAUGGUACAAGGAAGGCACACCUGCAGUGUUCUGGAUGUCUGGGUUUUUCUUCACUCAGGCCUUCCUCACAGGAAGCCAGCAGAAUUACGCCAGAAAGUACACCAUUCCCAUUGACCUGCUCUGCUUCGACUUUGAAGUCAUGGAGGACGAGGAGUACAAAAGCUCCCCAGAGGACGGCAUUUACAUUCGUGGCUUGUUUUUGGAUGGUGCACGCUGGGAUCGCAAGACAAAGCGGCUGGCAGAGUCUUUCCCCAAAAUCCUUCAUGACACCAUGCCUGUGAUUUGGCUGAAACCCAUGAGGAAGCAGGACAUUCCAGAACGGCAGUGCUACAUUUCUCCAGUCUACAAGACUAGUGAAAGACGUGGGACCCUUUCUACCACAGGACAUUCUACUAACUAUGUUAUUGCUAUGACCCUAAAUUCAGAUGUGCCUCCAGAGCACUGGAUUCGCCGUGGGGUGGCCUUACUGUGCCAGCUUAACUCAUAGAUUUGCAGCUUGA